Molecule: messenger RNA, 696 nt
Organism: Lottia gigantea (owl limpet)
Lineage: Eukaryota; Metazoa; Mollusca; Gastropoda; Lottiidae
Exons: 2
Coding region: 1-696 (231 amino acids)
Molecular function (GO): nucleotide binding; nucleic acid binding
Source: RefSeq, a predicted model, not a curated record
AUGUCGGAUUUAGACAGUGAAUAUCCGAGAACGGAAAGUGGAAGACCGUUUCUACCAGAAGAAGAAAAAACAUUUGUAAGACUCUUCAAUAAACAAAAAUUCAGACCUAGAACAGCUAUUUUAACAGUGUGGUUUGACUAUCCCAAAAACAUGUUCUUCCAACCGAUACCAGCUAAAGAUAAAAUCACUUUCACGAAUAAAGAAGAAAUUGAAGAAAAAGAGACCGAAGAUAGUAAAUCUACACGACUAACACCUAGUCAUUUGGGAUCAUUCGUUUUAUCUCACAGAAAAAAAAUAAUGAACAAUUUCAUUCACGUCAUAAAUGGAUUUUAUAAACCCGAAAUAUACUAUACCGACACCGAUAGUUUGUACAUUUCAUCGAACAAUUGGAAAAAACUAAACAGAGCUGAUUUGGUCUCCGAAAAAGACUAUUGCAAAGGUAAAAACGAUUACGGUGAGGGUGGAAUUAUAUUUGGUUUAUAUUUAGCACCAAAAGUCAAAUACAACAUCGUUUUGACUUCUGAUGGUGUUUUAAAAGAAAAGAAAACAUUUAAGGUUAUUCUAAUGAUAAGUGUAGAAGAUUACGUUCAGUUAGCAAGCGGGCAUGAUGUGUCGAGUGAAUUUAAGAAACCAUGGGAAAAAAGUUUCACCAGUGGAGUAGUUAUUCCAAAUGAUAAACAAACUAAAGUUAUUUGA